Ostrinia nubilalis (European corn borer) is the source of this 2240-nucleotide messenger RNA. RefSeq names its product angiogenic factor with G patch and FHA domains 1-like. Gene Ontology annotation, molecular function: protein binding; nucleic acid binding. NCBI's taxonomy places the organism in Eukaryota, Metazoa, Arthropoda, Insecta, Lepidoptera, Crambidae. The record is from RefSeq and is a predicted model, not a curated record. The coding region runs from base 75 to 2009 and encodes 644 amino acids. The transcript is spliced from 11 exons.
UUGAAUUUAGUUGAAAUAAGUAUUAAUUUAUUACCCUUUUUGUGUUAUUGUUCGUCAAAUAAAAGCUAUUAAAAAUGACUAGUGAAGCAGAAAAAGUUCUACCUCAUGUAAAAAAGAACAAUCAAAUGAAUUUGAAAAAUCUCCGCAUAUCUUUGAGGUAUAGGCCGAAACUUUUAAAACUUAUCUUAAAAAUGAGGCAUUGCAUCAGGAAAAAGAACCUCUUACUAAUGAAAUUAAAGGAACGAUUAAAGGUUUUGGACAAAACAUCUCUGCAGAAAACAGAUUCAUAUUGCCAAACUGAGAGUGAAUCUUUGAGUUCCACUAUAGAUACCAAUACAGUAGGUUCCAAAUCAAACGAUUCAUCCAAGUCUUUACCUAAGACAGAAGAGUCCUCUGAUGUUAAAGAAGAGUCCGGUUGGGAUGUAAACAAAGACGGUGAGAAAGCUAUGAGUAUAGCUGAUCAAGUGAAGGAGAUUGCCCAAAGUGCAUUGCAGCAGUCGGGAAUGGUUUACGUUGAGUCUGCAGGCAUGUACUACGACUAUAAGACUGGUUACUAUUAUAAUUCUGAAUUGGGUCUGUACUAUCAUACAGACACAGGGUGCUACUACUAUUACUGUGAUGAGAAGAAAAACUUUGUGUUCCACUCAUACCCAGACCGCAGUGCUGUGGCAGCAAAUGCUGCGUUACUUGCUCAUGAAAAAAAGAAAGCUAAAAAGCAUAAAAAGGAUUGGAAGAAAGAAGAUGACAUUGAUAACCUGACGAAAAACUUAGCUCAGGGCAGAGAAGACGAUGCAAGCCAGCAAGAAAGUCAGCCCAAAAGACGGAAGACAGACAAGAAGAAGAAACGCAAAAGCAAAGAAUCUGCUGCUGUCAAAAAACAGUUAGAAAACGAUGAAAAGCAGAAGACAGAUGCUAGUGAAGAAAAUAAAGAAAAAGUAGACGAGAUAUUUGAAGCAAAAAAUAAAGAAAAAGAAGAAAACACAGAUACUAAGGAUACAAAGGCUGAAAAAUCAGAUGAAGAUCUAGAAGAUGGAGAAUGCAGUGAAUCAGGCAGUGAUGGAUCAGACACUGAAGAGAGCUCGGCACGAAGUACUUCAACUGCCAGUGAUGAUGACGAUGACGACGCAGUAGCGAAGCACCAUCCGCCGUGCAUGCGGGUGAUCGUCAAGGAGACGAGUCUAGCCAAGCUGAAGGUGGGCAGUCUGUACCUCGUGACCAAAGAUGGCGGCACCGUCGGCCGCGAGGGUGACCACCACGCUAUAGUGUUGAGAGACGCCAACGUGUCCAGGAAUCACUUGGACAUCAGAUACGAUCUGGCAGGCAGGACUUAUAUGGCCAUGGAUUUGGGUUCCAAGAAUGGCACCAUAUUAAACGGCAUGCGCAUGAGUGAGAGCCAAGUUGUCAGCAAACCUAUAGAGAUAAUUCAUGGCAGUAUCCUACAACUCGGUGAAACCAAACUGCUAUGUCACAUACAUGCAGGGAAGGACACGUGUGGACACUGUGAACCAGGCCUUCUAUUGGAAACUGAAGAAAAAGAAAAGAAAGCUGCCUACACUCGAACGUGUAGCGUACAGAAACAGCACCAACUAGAGUUGGCUCGGCUCAAGAACAAAUACGCGCCUCAACCGAAAGCAAUUGAGGAGACCGCGUAUAACGACCGGGCGCAGGCGAGGCGAACUAAAGUCGGGUCUUCGCAUCACGCUGAGAAGACUCAGUCUGCUGAUAUUGACUCGUUUAUAACUCCAGAAAACAAGGGUUUCAAGCUGCUGGAGAAAAUGGGCUGGUCGAAGGGCGAGGGCCUCGGCAAGGACAACCAGGGAGACACCGAACCUAUCCCCUUAGUCAGCAACGAAGGUACAGCGGGCCUGGGGGCCACCGUAGCACCAGCUCCCAAAGUGACCGGCACCCUUGGACCCGCCACCAUGAGGCUCGCCAACAAGACCAAGAUGCUGAGACCACCCGCCAAGGCCUUCCAGAACGAUGAUGAUGAUGACGACCUAGAAGAAUAAUACUGUGUUACAAACGUUACCCACUGUGUUACUGUUAACUGCCAUUUAACAAUGAGUUAGGUAUUAGCUAAUUUUCAAACGUUAAAAUGUGAAGUUUGAGUAGAUAUCUAUGCUAGCGAUCAAUUCCAAUGAUUUUAUGUAAAUACUAGUUCAUAUUAUUGUUAAUAUUUUUUUAUUUUUACCUUAUGUAUUUAACUAGCUUUAACAAAUGUUAUUUUAGACUUAAGUCUU